GCCAACGAGCAUCUCUCCAUCCAGAUUCUUUAAUCUGCUAAAAAUCAAUACUGCCAGGUGGCUCAAAAAAACGAGGCACUGCUACAGAUUUAGUGGCGUGGCUGACCCCUGCAGCUUAGUGGCUCCAGCCUCGAGUCGAGGGAACAAAGACACGUUCGCCUCAGCUCUUGGGCCAAUCCAACUUACGGGAGGCUCAACCAUCGCACUCGGGACUCCGCUGCACGACGCAUCGCGAGUCUCUUUUUUUUCUCUUCCAUUCUCUUCUCUCUUUGACUCGUUUUUCAACCCUUCAAUUCUCUUCAAUCCGGCGUGAGGCCACCUUUGCAUUGUUCCUCCUAGAGCCAUGGCUCGAUCUCCAACGCCGCAGCCGCCUAGCCUGCGGCAGCGGAACGUUGCGUCCAAGCAGCCCGUUUCCGAAUCUACCUUUGCCCCCGAGGUCGAGCUCGACAAGCUGUCCAAGGCGGCAGCUUCCUCGCGCCAGAACAUUCAGAGGGGUGAAAUUGAGCACAAGCUUGCUCUGACUCUGGUGACUAUUCUCGGCUUCGUCACUCGAUUCUGGGGAAUCAGCCACCCCGACGAGGUUGUCUUUGACGAAGUGCACUUUGGAAAGUUUGCCUCCUACUACCUUGAGCGAACCUACUUUUUUGAUGUCCAUCCCCCUUUUGCCAAGCUGCUCUUUGCCUUUGUUGGCUGGGCGGUUGGAUAUGACGGCCACUUCCACUUCGAAAACAUCGGCGACUCCUACAUUGCCAACAAAGUCCCCUAUGUCGCGUUCCGAGCCUUGCCCGCCUUCCUUGGCGCAUUGACUGUGUCUGUCACGUAUUUGAUCAUGUGGGAAUCGGGCUAUAGUGUACCCGCUUGCCUCGUCGCUGCCGGAUUGAUCCUUUUGGACAAUGCGCACAUUGGCCAGACUCGUCUCAUUCUCCUCGACGCUACGCUGGUGCUUGCCAUGGCCUGCAGUCUCUUGUUCUACAUCAAGUUUUACAAGCUGCGCCACGAGCCCUUUAGCAGGAAGUGGUGGAAGUGGCUUGUCCUGACUGGCUUCGCGCUGUCUUGCGACAUCUCGACCAAGUACGUUGGUCUCUUCGCCUUCGUCACCAUUGGCUCUGCUGUCAUCAUUGAUCUGUGGGAGCUUUUGGAUAUCAAGCGACCCAAUGGGCCCAUCAGCCUUCCGCUGUUUGGAAAGCACUUUGCGGCCCGCGCCAUUGGUCUGAUUAUCCUGCCUUUCCUGUUCUACCUUUUCUGGUUCCAGGUGCAUUUUGCGGUCUUGACUCGAUCUGGUCCCGGCGACGACUUCAUGUCUCCAGAGUUCCAGGAGACUUUGAGCGACAAUGUUAUGCUGGCAAGCGCUGUCGAUAUCCAGUACUAUGACACCAUUACCAUCAGGCACAAGGAGACCAAGGCGUACCUUCACAGCCACCCUGACACUUACCCUCUGCGAUAUGACGAUGGUCGUAUUUCCAGCCAAGGCCAGCAGGUCACUGGCUACCCUCACAACGACACAAACAACUACUGGCAAAUCAUCCCUGCCAGCAACGAUCAGAAGCUCGGCCGCAUCGUAAGAAACCAGGAGCUGGUUCGACUUCGACACAUCGUCACGGACAAGAUUCUGCUCUCCCACGAUGUUGCUUCUCCGUACUAUCCCACCAACCAGGAAUUCACCGCUGUGUCCGCUGAAGAAGCAUAUGGCGAUCGCCAAAACGACACUCUCUUCGAGAUUCGAAUCGAGGGAGGCAAGCCCAACCAGGACUUCAAGACUGUUGCCAGCCACUUCAAGCUCAUUCACUUCCCCAGCAAGGUUGCUAUGUGGACUCACACCAACCCUCUUCCCGAGUGGGCCUACAGACAGCAAGAAGUCAACGGCAAUAAGCAAAUCACUCCCAGCUCCAACGUGUGGAUUGCUGAAGACAUCCCGUCGCUGCCUGAAGACCACUCUCGUCGCCAGAAGGAGCAGCGCAAGGUCAAGUCGCUGCCGUUCCUCCGCAAGUGGUUUGAGCUGCAGAGGUCCAUGUUCUACCACAACAGCAAGCUGACGAGCAGCCACCCGUACGCCAGCCAGCCUUACCACUGGCCAUUCCUUCUCCGAGGUGUGAGCUUCUGGACACAGAAUGAUACGCGUCAGCAAAUCUACUUUGUUGGCAACCCCAUUGGCUGGUGGCUUGCCAGCGGUCUUUUGGCCGUGUUUGCCGGCAUUAUUGGAGCAGACCAAGUCUCUCUGCGUCGAGGCAUCGAUGCCCUAGACCACCGCACUCGUUCCAGGUUGUACAACUCCACUGGUUUCUUCUGGCUGGCUUGGGCUACUCAUUACUUCCCAUUCUACCUUAUGGGACGUCAGCUCUUCCUCCACCACUACCUUCCUGCUCAUUUGGCGUCUUGCCUGGUCACGGGAUCCCUUGUUGAAUUCAUCUUUAACACAGAUCCAGCAGAUGAGGAGCCCUCUAAAGGCAAAGCUUCCGGCCCCAAGAGACAUAUCACAGCUCGCGAGCGGUUUGCUGGCAAGAGCAUGGCCGGUGCCUGGAUUGCUUGUUUUGUGAUUCUCGCCGUCGCGGCUGCCAGCUGGUUCUUCUUCUUGCCUUUGACAUAUGGUUAUCCCGGCCUGACCGUCGACGAAGUUAACCGGAGAAAGUGGCUUGGAUAUGACCUUCACUUUGCCAAAUAAAAAGGUACAGCUCUCAAAGGGCUAGCCACGGUGUUGAAGAAGGAAUAUUGGUUCAGGAUUAGACAGAUUGAUGUCAAACCGAGAAUGUUCCCUGUGAGGUGCUGUCGACUGUUGUAGUAAAAGUCAUGUGGAAGGGGUAUGUUAUGAUGCAAUAUGCUUGACUGUGUACAAUAAAAGGGGGAGGUUAGGGAAGAGCAUGGAGUUGGUAAAGAAGAAAACAAGACGUAGUAUUUCGCGUCUUAUUAAAUAAGAAUAAUCCAAGUACUUUUUUUUUUAGACAAAUCCAUUUCCGUUUACAUCAGCU
Messenger RNA from Trichoderma harzianum CBS 226.95, 2963 nucleotides. Its product is annotated as glycosyltransferase family 39 protein. Gene Ontology annotation, molecular function: dolichyl-phosphate-mannose-protein mannosyltransferase activity. Lineage: Eukaryota; Fungi; Ascomycota; Sordariomycetes; Hypocreales; Hypocreaceae. Gene Ontology annotation, cellular component: membrane; endoplasmic reticulum. Bases 344 to 2659 code for a protein of 771 amino acids. The record is from RefSeq and is a predicted model, not a curated record. The transcript has 4 exons. Gene Ontology annotation, biological process: protein O-linked glycosylation via mannose.